Mizuhopecten yessoensis (Yesso scallop) is the source of this 3364-nucleotide messenger RNA. RefSeq names its product syntaxin-6-like. NCBI's taxonomy places the organism in Eukaryota, Metazoa, Mollusca, Bivalvia, Pectinida, Pectinidae. Gene Ontology annotation, biological process: Golgi vesicle transport. The transcript is spliced from 8 exons. The coding region runs from base 156 to 908 and encodes 250 amino acids. Gene Ontology annotation, cellular component: membrane. The record is from RefSeq and is a predicted model, not a curated record.
CUAUUAGUAAUUCCGGUGAUGAGUCCCAUAAUUUUUUUAUAACACGUAAUUUUGUCUCAAAUGUAGGGACUUAUAUGAGCUAUAUUCUUCUAAAUAACGAUUUUAUGAAAUGAAGCUGUGAACGACAAACAUCUUCAACUUCAUCGAGGCUCAGCAUGUCUCUUGAAGACCCGUUUUUCGUUGUCAGAGAUGAAGUACAAAAAGCUGUUCAGUCAUCGCGAAAUUUGUAUGAACGAUGGUGUGAACUUCUGGACAAUCCAAAGUCUGUAUCCAAAGAGGAAUAUGAUUGGACAACCAAUGAGUUAAGGAACAGCUUAAGAAGUAUAGAAUGGGAUCUGGAGGAUUUGGAGGAGACAGUAGGUAUUGUGGAAAAGAAUCCCAAAAAGUUUAAAAUUGAUACCUCAGAAUUGCUUGACAGAAGAGCUUUCAUCGAUCGGACCAAAUCUACUGUCCAGCAAAUGAAAUCCCACUUAUCCAGUCCAAAAGCUAAACCGAAGGAUGAUAUGGGACCUCGGCAGGCAUUAAUAUCCAAUGGAGCUGGUAAACAAUAUGACCGCUACACCAAACUGGACCAGGAUAUGGAGCGUGCCAACCAGAGGUUUAUAGACGAUACAACCCAGCAACAGCAGCUCCUGAUAGAAUCUCAGGAUGACCAGUUGGACAAGAUAGGGACCAGUGUGGGGGUGCUGAAAAACAUGAGUCACCAAAUAGGCAACGAACUAGAGGAACAGAAUAUCAUGCUGGAUGACUUUGGGCACCAGAUGGAUACAACGGAAUCUAAGAUGGAUGCAACUAUGAAGAAGAUGGCGAAGGUUUUACACAUGUCUAAUGAUAAACGACAGUGGUGUGCAAUAUUCGUUCUCCUAGCCGUGCUACUAAUCGUUGUAAUACUAUUCAUGGUGUUGUGAUUCACAUGGAAAACUUUCAUCACAAUGCAAACUGACCUCUGGUCUUUCCCAAGGUCGUUCAUUUCGACGUAAUUCAAUCUUGACCACUGACAUGAACUUUAAUGAGCAGAUAUUACGCCUUUCUGACACAACGUUUACCAUGUCCGUAUCUAGUCCAUCAUUUGGGCAAGAAGUAAAUCUACAAUUUCAGCUGUCUAGUCAUGUAACAAGCUUGUGUGUGUGGGACAAUGACUUGAGCCUGCUGUAUAUAUGGUAAUGUUUUGGAUCUAAAGACGUUCACCUUGCUAAUUAAAAUCUAUACAAGAAAUAAAUUCUAAAAAUAUUGUGACUGCUGUUCAUAUGCGACCAGUGACUGUUUUCUGAAGGAACUCCUCAAGCGUCGCCAGGAUCACAAAGGUCUUCAUCCAAGUCGUCGGUCAGACAAAUGUCUUGUAACAGAAGUUCCCAUGGAGAGCAGUGCAAAUCAACAAACACCACACACUGGUAUAUGUAUAUACAUUGAGAUUUAGGUCGUGUAGUUUGCUUCUAGGUGUAUAUUAGUCUUGGGUUGCUGUAGGUGGAGAGACCCAAUGUUAUAGUAUACCCUACAAAUGGGAGCCAUCUUUGUCAGUCUCAAAUACUGUAUACCGGGAAAUGUUCGCUGCAUCUUAGUUUUCGCCUUUUCCCCCCUUCCGCAAUAAGGGCGAAUUUAUCCUGACAUCAAAUAUAAGUACACAUCAUCCCCUAAAUAGUUAUAAAAUGUGAAGUGGGAAAUUUACACUGGGCAAAUAUGGAUUAUACAGGUUGAGAGCGAAUAUUUUACGAAGCGAAUGCUUCCCAGUAUACAGUAGUUUGGGAAGAUUUGUAAUCCAAACACUGCUCUACUAUACAGUGUCAGUCUUAACAUUACAGACACAGUGAAAUGCGCUGAACUUAACCUCUAUCGGGAGCAGGAAAAAUAUUUACCGUAAGUCAUCCCGUUCAAGUUUUAUAGGGAAGGCAUUUAUAUAUAUGACAUGUACAAAAAGUCAAUUGUAAAUUCCAUGCACUAAAUGUAAAUAUUCUGUAGCAAGCGUAAAACCACAUCAUAUUUAAAAUCGAACAAAAUAAAUACCAAUGUGAUGCUUUUGCCUUAGUAAAGUAUUAUAGAAUAUCAAAGGAAGUAGUUUUCAUUGUCCCGUAAUAUCAAAGUAAGAUACAGAGACGAAGUGCUUUGUGAACUGAGAAGCUUGUGUACCUACACUCUGCUGACAAAGUCAGGAUGAUGUGACAAGCACCGAUUAUUUAUUCUGUGUUGUUGAUGAGAGAUUUUAUAGCUGGUGUUUUUGGAAGGUUGUUAUGAUUGGGGUGUGAUCUGGUCUGUUUUUGGUGUAAAUGGAAUCGGUUUUAAACUGAAAGGUAUCGAUGUUUUUAACUGCGUAUUAUUUAUUUUUGUGUAUUUUUAACUUUAUGGAUUUGUAUAUGACAUGUACAUGAAUAUGAAGAUGUAUUUUGCGACCAGUAAACAGAUCUAGUGAUAAGACAGAAGGAUAUUUUUAGGAUUUUAAAACAAAACAUGGUAUAUAAUUAUUGUUCAACAGUGCAUUAUUUAUUUUAUAAGCACUAUUUUAGCUUUACUUUGAUAUGUAUAUCAACUAUUUAAAAAGAGCUUGAAUAGAUGUACACUUGUAUCAAUAGACCGGUAGUCACUAUGGUCAGAUGGUCACUAGACAAGUGGUCGAUAUAUAUACAAGUGAUCACUAUUUACAUUUUGUUGUUAUAGACAGGUGGUCACUAUAGACAGGUGAUUGUAAAAAGUGGUUACUGAAGACAGAAACCUGUCUUUACUGACACCUUGAGGAAUUUGUACAGAAUCAAUUGGUCAAAUAAGACAGUGUGUCAGUAACCUCAGGUUCAAAGAUAAAGAGAACAGUUUUUGGACCUGUAAAAUCAUGUCGUAAGGGUGUCUGUAUGAAAGUCAGGUGUCAGUAAAGGCAGAUUUCACUAUAUAAUGUAUAGGAGUUGAAAACGAUGACCACCACAUUGGGUCUCAGUGGUUAUGAUGCACUAAGUGUAUCAAAUAUGAUUUCACCUUCGUCACAAUGUUAGUGAACUUCAUGUACAUACCUUGGAUAAUCUCCAGAACUUGUUUCAUGGUUGUUUGUACAAUGUACUCACCGAAAUGUCCCAGGCUACCACCGUAUGAACGUAUCUAACAGACAAAACUUCCGCCACUGCAAAAAUGUGUUUAUUCAGUCACCCCUUUAUUAUGUUACCAGCUAUGGAUGUUGCCAAAAUAAAGACAACUCAUACGAUAAGAAUAUUAAUAUACAUUGUAUUUAACUCAUUCACCCCUGAAAUUUCAUUAUGAACUAUUUUAACCUUUGAAUUGGAGGAGUUCAAAUGUGUCCUCAGGGAUGAAUGAGUUGUAUGAUUAAUUGUUACUUGUGGGAAAGUGGUCAUUCAGACAUACUUUGGAGACUGGGAGGGUUAACUUU